Molecule: messenger RNA, 12127 nt
Organism: Xyrichtys novacula (pearly razorfish)
Lineage: Eukaryota; Metazoa; Chordata; Actinopteri; Labriformes; Labridae
Source: the annotation of a GenBank genome assembly
GUCAUCUGUGCUGGGGGGGAGGAGGUUUACCGCAGUGUCUCCAUCCUGUCUCCCCCCUCUCUCCCUCUCUCUCUCUCUGCCUCUGUCUGUCUGUCUCUCUCUCUCUCUGUCUCAUCCCACCGAUCGGUACCGAUCACCGGAUCGAUUCACCGGCUCUCACCCUCCGGGUCCGACAUCACAGCCGCAGAGGAGGCGAGAGGCUCGUGCCGUAUUCGCGGGAGAGCAUCGCGCGCAGUCUGAGCCCCACAGAGCGACCUCCAUCUUCAUCCUCUCCAUCCUCAUCUUCAUCAUGUCCGCCGCCAAGGAGGAGGAACGCAAAGGCUCGAGCGAAUGGCGGGAAUUCUUCUGGAACCCGAGGACUCAUGAGCUGAUGGGCCGAACCGCCUCGAGCUGGGGUGAGUCCGGAUCGGUCCGCUACUCAAUGUCACUCUACCACUCUCUCUCCUUCACCUCCAGUGACUGUCUGUGUCUCUCUGUCUCUCUCUCUCUGUCUGUCUGAGUAAUCCUGGCUUUAGUUCAGGUUAAUGUCUCCCUCUGUAUUAAUCAUAGAUGAUCAUCGAUGUCACAGAAGAGAGACAGAUUCGGAUUUCAUUUGAUAAAUUCAUUCUAAUAAUAGAACCACACACACACACACACACACACACACACACACACACACACACACACACACACACACACACACACACACACAGAGCCACAUAAUACCUGGAAAUAACCAGGUUAACCAGCUCAAACAGAGACGCAGGUGUUGCAGGUUGCCAAUCUUGCCCCUGGUUCCACCCACAUGUCAGGUGUUCGGGGUUUCCUUCCAGGUUGACUGUGUUGCGUUGUCAGAGUUGCUCAUAUUGUCAGUGUCUCGACAGUUACCUGUGUCCCCAGAGUGUUGCUGUGUCUUUAGAGGAUGGUCUGUGUCUCCAGAGGGUUCUUCUCAGAGUUGCUCUUAUGCUGUGUUCGAGUUACCUCGGAAGUCAGAAGUCCGAGCUGAAAAUAACGUCACACCUGAGUUGCCAGUGUUUCGGUUACCAAGUCAGAAAAAGCAAAAUCAGAGGCAGAAACAAGAUGGCUACAUCUACGAAAGUUAUUUUGGCGCUUGCGUUGUCCAAAUAUAAGGCAAGCGCUAAAGUAACUUUCGUAGAUGUAGCCGUCUUGUUUUGACUUGGUAACUGAAACACUGAGAACUCGAGACAUCUGACUCCUGAGGUAACUCAUACGCAGCAUCAUUGCCUGUAUCUCCCUACUUGCCUAUGUUACUUAUGUUGUUAGGGGUUGUCAUGCCCCUGGGAUUGCUUUAGUUGCCCAUGUCUUUUGGGGGUUUAGGUUUUGCUGUGGCCCCAGAGUUUCCUGUGUUGUUGUUUCCAGAGUUGCCCAAGCUGCCUGUAAAGCCUUGUCUCCUGAGUUGCCUGUGGUCACUUCUUUCUCGUGUUGUCAUGUCUCCAGAGAUGCCCUUGUUGCUGCGUGCCCAAAGUUGCCCGUGUUGCCAUGUCUCCAUAGUUUCUUGUGUGCCAGGGCAGGUACUCUGAGCUCUCCUUUUUGCCUGUCUCCAUAGUUGCCUGUGUUGCCUUCUGCCCUAAGUUGCCUGCGUAGCCUUUGUCUUGAAAGUCGCCUGAGUUGCCUUUGUCUUUCCGUGUGAUGGAGUUCUGAUCCUUGAGAUGUUGUACAGUCUGGUUGCCGCGGUGAAAGCUAAAACAUGAAACCGACAGACUACAGCUCCCAGGAUGCACUUCACUGAUAAACAGCCAAUCACAGCUGAAGAGGAAACUGUCUGCAGCUUUAACAAAUCAUUAAUCAGUUUGAUCAACUCCUACUUAUCACCAACUCAGCAAGACCUAACAUCACACACACACACACACACACUCCUUAAUUUAUACUGCACACACUCGCUCGUCCUAUUUUCCUCUUUGAGAGAGAGAGGGUGACCUUCAGACAGGACAUGGCUGACAGAGGACGAGAGAGCAUCACUAACACUGAGGCAGGGAGGGAGAGAGAGAGAGAGAGAUUCAAGCUAACUGUAGCUGUUAGCUCACAGUUAGCUUAUCACUGACUGUUAGCUGACACUGUUGAAUUACAAUAAGCUAACCGUUAGCUCAUUAAAACCUGAAUGUUUGAAUGGACAGAUAGCUGAUUAUAUGGUUAACUGAAUAGUAGCUCACAGAUCAUUAGCUCACUGUUAGCUACACUGUUUAAUUACUACAGAGCUGCCAAGCGGCACGCUUUGAGUGUGACAGUCACGCAAUUUGACCCGUUUUCACGCCACAUUUGACUUUUCUCACGCUUAUUUUUCCCCGUUCAAUACCGUAGUUCGAGUUACUCUGAUUGGCUGACCGAGUUAACCAAUCCCAGACCCAUCCAUCGGUCUUUUGUGCCAAAUGCUGCGCUAGAGUUUCCGCGGAAGUCAGAUGUCGUAGCUGAAAAUGACGUCACACCCGAGUUCCCAGCGUUUCAGUUAACUAGUCGGAAAAAAGAAAAAUCGGAGGCCUGAAACAAGAUGGCUACAUCUAUGAAAGUUAUAUUAGCGCUUGCCUUAUAUUUGGACAAGGCAAGUGCUAAAAUAACUUUUGUUGAUUCUGGAGGAAUAACGGGCGCUUAAAACGGAGGUAGACCGGACAAGAGCUAAAAAGCCGGGUCAACAUAAACGAUGGGGGACGCUUGGGGAUCUUGGUGACCCUGUAACCUUUCUGCUGGACAGGUAAACCGCUUUAACAAAGUAAGACAAGUGUCUGUAACAGAAGUGUUUCUUGUCAAACGGACCUGCUGUAGCGUGUUGUAGCGCCAUCGCUAAACUGUCCUCCCUCGGGUCCUGGACUAUGUCACUUUAUCCUCGUUGUAGAAGUCCUGCAAACAUUGUGUUUGCUGGUAGUCUGUUGGCAUCUACAGUAGCACCAAUGCUUUUGACUUUCACCUUGACUGGGCCCCAUUUGUAAUGAUCUGAAGGAUUUAUCUGCAUUAUAUCUGAAUUUAAUUGGAACGAUACGAGCGAGCAGGAGCAUCUGUUUGUGGGCGGGGCUUAAGAGAGGGAGGGGAGGAGCUGAGGGGAAAACCGGUUGGAGGGGUAGAGUUUACAUUCAAGAUUUCUGCUAAAAACUGGAACUAACUCAGAUCCUGACUACAACACCUUUAAGUCGGUUGUUCCCUUUGACCCUGACUGAUGACAUCACUGAGUGACCAGGUGUGGAGGCUGUUUCACACCUGCAGAGUCACUCAGGAAGUAAACUUAAGAGGUGAUGACCCCAUUAAUCAGUUAGCAGGAAGUGAUGAACCCGGCUGCAGGUGCACACCUGACACACACCUGUUCUCAGUGUCUCUCUCUCUAUUGUUACACUGUUUGACUCCUCUGAGGUCUGCCUGACUUUACAUAACUACACUGAUGAUGUCAUAUUUCCCAUCAUGCCCCAGGUCGGUGGAUGUUUGGCCUUGAUGGAGACUGAAGGACACACACAGUCAUGCAAAGACACACUCUUGGAAAUAACACACACCGAUACACACACAGGCACAAUAAACUGAAGUGAACAAAACCACAGAGGAGUGUGUUGUGUGUGUUAUGUGUGUGUGUGUUUGUGUCCGUCCGUUUGUGUGUGUGUGAAUUAAUCUGGAUUACCCAGACAGACGAGGUUGAUUGGACUGUAAUCUAUCCCCACAAACUCACAUGUGGGAAUAAACGUAUUUGUGAGGACCUUAUUGGCGUUCUAUUAAAGGAGCAGUACACCAUUUUAGUCAAUCAGGAGAUUCAGUGGAAUCUCAGGACAAAAUCAUCUGACAGACAUUUGCUCCACACCGAUUUACACCAGUGUUCACCCAGACUUCCACCAGAGCCAUGUUCACUUUGUCCCUGAUCCGGUUCUGCUCCGUGUUUCCUUGUCCGCUGCUUUUUCAGAGUCUGCUGGACGCCGGAGUCACGAGAAAGAGGAUUUCCAGAGUUAAAUGCAGAAUUAAAGGUUUUUCUACCUCCAUGAUAAGCUCUGAAAACCUCUGACUUGUUGACCCGGAGCCUGGCUCUGCUCACUGUGGUGACGGUUUGUUGGUGUAGUGAGGUCAGAUGUUUCCCUCAGUCACCUGUUUGCUAAUUGCUGCGCCGUGUUUUAGCAGCAUCCAACAAAAAUAGAAACUGCGGGUACCUGCUGCAGACGGCUCCAGACUGUUGGAGAUGAGACGGAGCAGAAAUGCAACACAGUGGUGCCUCUGGAAUUGAACUUAGAGGCACUGCAGUUCCUCUGAACAUGUGCAGUGACUCUGCAGAAAAAAACAUGCCUAGCAGAACAUGUCGACGCUUUGGUUUUCAUGAGGGGGCGGGGCUUAGAGGUAUGUUUUGUCUUAGGGUUAAUGAAGCAGAGCUGUUAUCGAGGGGAAGAUCAGACUCUGGUUGUCCGGUCUGGUCUGAUCCUGUUAGCUGAGGACAUGUCUGAUGAUAUUAGCUCUGUCUUUGAUGGGUUCUGCUCAGACCCGGUUCAGUUCUGAAACUGGAGAUAUUUUAGGGUCUUUGGAGGAUGUCCGAUGAUUCUGUUCAAUUUGAGUGUUCCUGGAUGUUUCUAUGACACUAUGAAAGUGAAUGAAACCACAGGACUGUGUGCUUCAGGUCCCAGAGAGCUGAGAGAAGACUGCCAGGUCUUCAUUAGAGAACAUUCAGAGACUUCUAAGGACCUUCAGAGCAUUCAAAGUCCUUGAAGAGGAUUCAGGGAUCCUUUAAAGGCCAAGAACAAGUUCUUUGGGUCCUUGUAAAUAAAGCCUCUCUGAUGUUGCCUUGGAUUUAAGGAUUCCAUGGUAGAGCAGUGUCACCACAGUGUCUGUAACUGCCAAUCAGAGUUCAGCAUCUUCUGAUGGAACAGACAGCAGGAACUGUCACUUCAGAAUAACCAAUAUGAAGAUGAGAGACAGAGAGGAUCCUCACCCAACAGAGGGAUUACACCCCCCCUCCUCCCCUCCCCCAUUCACACUGAAUGUAGGUCAUCAGCAGGGGGCGGGGCUAAACACAAGAGGAUUAUAAAGAUGACAUUUAGGGGAGGGGGGAGGGAUGGGGGGAGGAGAGGAUGUGAUCCACUUUAACUCCUCCCCUCCCUCCUACCACAGGUCUGAUCCUGCUCUUCUACCUGGUCUUCUACCUGUUCUUGGCUGGGAUGUUCACCCUCACCAUGUACAUCAUGCUGCUGACGCUGGAUGACUACAAACCCACCUGGCAAGACCGCCUGGCCACACCAGGUAACACACACUCAAACACACCCGAACAAACGCACAAGUACAUCUGGACAUGCACCUGCUCACAAACACACCUGAUGGCCUUUCAGGAUCUUUCUGGGAGGCUCAGGAUGUGAUUGGUUAACCCUCUGUUUUUCUUUCAGGAAUGAUGAUUCGUCCAAAAGGUGAUCAGCUGGAGAUCACUUAUUCGAUCUCAGAGACGGAGAGCUGGGACGGCUUCAUCCAGAACCUGAACACCUUCCUCUCCCGUAAGAUUGACGGCAAAACAAGGAGAUGUUGAUGGUUUAACUGAACAUUAAGUUUGUUUUAUUACGUUAUAUCCCAAAUCUUAAAUCUCGGUGAGGUUAAAAAUGUGCUUUUCAAGACUGUCCUGACCAAGACAAGUACAAACAUAAUGCAAGAGGUGAUAAUAGAACAUGAAAACACAAAAUAAACUGUAAAACAAGUUGAUCACAACCAUAAUUAUGCCAAACAGAAUAUUUACAGCUAGAUGUGUCUGCCUCCAGUCAUUCAAAAGCACCUGAUAACACAAAUCCCUAAAUCAGCAAACCAAAUCCUUUUUUACCACCUCGGUUCUGACCUUUAGAGAUCUGGAGUUCCUGUCCCCUUCUGUCUGAUGUAGGUUAGAGGGUGUCGAGGAACCAGACCUGAAUAAGAGCCUGCCAACAUGCAUACAGUGAGGGUUUCAAAAUUAGUGAGGGGCCUCAGUGCCUCCACAAAGUCAGGAGUGAGAAGGUCUUGUAAGAGGUCUACAUGUAUCAUCAUCGUCCACCACAGACAAAACGGUGGCGAAGACCAGUCUCUUUUUGGACCCCAUGAAAAGACAGGAUUUGACUCUACCAUCUAAACACCUGUUUAAAGUUUUCAAUCAUGCCACCUUUGCUGAGGUGUGCAUCAGAUCAUCAACAUAAAAAUGGAAACUAAUAUCUUCAGUAUUUUGGUUGAUGUCAGAAGAAUAAAAAGUAAUGGUCAAAGCACUGACUCCUGUGGCACUCCUACCGUCACUUCAAGUGAGUUAGAGGUGUAUUAAAACACUUUAUGUAGUUUUCAAACCUUUUACCAUUUCUUUGGACCGUUCUUCUUGACAGAGUCUUUGUUUCGGAGGUGUGUGGUGGACUGUAUCAAAGUGUUUGAGAGCUUUAGAAAAAGAGCUGCAUACUGCUGUUAAUCUUUAAUAAAAUCAUCACAAACGUAGACAACUCUAACCACCCAGUCUAGUUCCUUCUUCUCUUCUGAAUGUUGGUCUGUCUCUUCACCUGUCUGUCUGCAGCAUACAACGACAGCUAUCAGGUCCAGAGCAAUGAUAACUGCCCCCCAGAUCAAUACUUCAUCCAAGAGGACAGUGGAGAGGUAAACCUGUCUCUCUUUACCUCUAUCCGUCUUUCUCUCUCCCUGUCUGACCUCUUGAUGGUCUCUCUCUCUGUAGGUCAGGAACAACCCGAAGCGCUCCUGUCAGUUUAACCGAACCAUGUUGGAGGAGUGUUCUGGGGUUUCAGAUCGUUUCUAUGGUUACAACAGAGGUCAGCCCUGCAUCCUCAUCAAGCUGAACCGGGUAGGUCCAUGGAGCAUGAUCGCUGCAGCUUUGAAUAUCUGCCGUCUGCAGUUGAAGUAGAAAUAUGGAUGCCCAGAGAGGACAUUAGAGAUGCAGAUGAGCAGCUGGUCCCUGUAGAUUUACAGCUGAAAGACUCCUCCCUGUAGAGCUGAUUGACUGAGCGUCUCCUCCCUGUACUCGGUACAGACUCAGUCCAUCCUUUUAUGGCUGAGGAGCUUGGUCCGGUACAGAUGGUUCUUGUGAUGGGGGGCUCUUCCUCCUGAUUCAGAUCAUUUGGCCUGUAAAGAAGUGGCUCCUUUAGCUCCCAGUUUUUAGAGCCAAGUCCUUAGUGACCAACAUCUACUCCCCUUACAGCACAGACACUGUCUGCUGCCACAGUGCUGCAGCGAAGCAGAGUCACCAACAAGUGACUUGGACUUCCAUGAUGAGCACAUACAGCCAAAGGACUCCUUCCUGUGCUUCAGAUCAGCUCCUCCUGCAUAGUCCAUGUACUCGUAUUUGUACAACCGUCCAACAUGUCUCUGUAUCGCCAACUAGCAGGUCCCUCUGAAGUUCAUUAACUCGUCUCAUCCCUGUGUAUCCAAAAAACAGUCGUUUAACACAUCCUUGUAGAGCUGAUGAACCGGCGCCCCCUACAGUUGAUCAACUUGUCCAUUUAUAAGCAGCUUGUCCUUGCACAGCUGCAUGACUCGUCCUCACAGUAAUAGGAAUGUCAUGUCUUCAGUCACCAUCUUGUUUACAGUUUGUACAAUUGCAUAUUAAUCUAAUAGUUUACCCCUCCUCUCUACCUGUCCGUCUUCCUGUCUCUCUUCAGGUAAUCGGUAUGUUGCCGGGGAAGGACGGUCAGUCUCCGUAUGUCACCUGCGGAGCAAAGGUCUGAAUCCAUCUGUCUGACUGACCAUCUGUCUGUCCUACUGUCUGCCUGUCUCACUGUCUGUGUAUCUGUCUCACUGUCUGUUAGACCAUCUGUCUUCAUCUCAUGUGUUGUCUCCAUCUCUGCGUCCGUCCAUCAUCAGAGGUACAAAGUGGACAAAGAUAAUUGGGUAAGAACAGUAGAGCACAGUAAGAAAACGCAGUAGUGUAUUAGAAACAACAAAUAAAGACAGUAGAGUUCAGAAAAGACAGUAGAGUUUAGAAAAGACAGUAGAGUUUAGAUAAUAACACAGCAGGGUUCAGAUAAUAAAGACAGUAGAGUUCAGAUAAUAAAGACAGUAGAGUUCAGAUAAUAAAGACAGUAGAGUUCAGAUAAUAAAGACAGUAGAGUUCAGAUAAUAAAGACAGUAGAGUUCAGAUAAUAAAGACAGUAGAGUUCAGAUAAUAAAGACAGUAAAGUUCAGAAAAUAGAGACAGUAGAGUUCAGAUAAUAAAGACAGUAAAGUUCAGAUAAUAAAGACAGUAGAGUUCAGAGAAUAAAGACAGUAGAGUUCAGAUAAUAAAGACAGUAGAGUUCAGAUAAUAAAGACAGUAGAGUUCAGAUAAUAAAGACAGUAGAGUUCAGAUAAUAAAGACAGUAGAGUUCAGAUAAUAAAGACAGUAGAGUUCAGAUAAUAAAGACAGUAAAGUUCAGAAAAUAGAGACAGUAGAGUUCAGAUAAUAAAGACAGUAAAGUUCAGAUAAUAAAGACAGUAGAGUUCAGAAAAUAAAGACAGUAGAAUUAAAAUAAUAACACAGCAGGGUUCAGAUAAUAAAGACAGUAGAGUUCAGUGUGUUGAUCAGUGUGUGUGUGUGUGUUUGUGUCUCUGUGUGGACAGAGGGAGGACAGUGACAAGAUGGGACUGCUGGCGUAUUAUCCUCCCAAUGGAACCUUCAACCUGAUGUACUACCCGUACUACGGCAAGAAAGCCCAGGUAACACCCCAUUCAUUCUGAGCUCUUAUCGAUUUUCUGGACUACAUCGUGUACAGUACUGCAGGGCAUGGCUUUGUAAAUCACUGUGAGGCCAGUUUAUCUAAAUAUAAACUGUGUCAUGGCCUCUGUGUCCAUGAUGACCUACCAUAGCUGACGUUAGUCACAUGUGUUCAGCUGGGGUUUCUGUAUCUGGAUCUGUUUUUGAUGUGGCCUGUGUAUCCUGAUACAUGGUUUUUAUAUCAUAUAUUUACUUAUCAUGCUGUCACUCAUAUAUCGUGAUACCUGCCAUGGCUUUUGCAUACUGAUGAGUGUUCAGUUAUGGUCCAUGUGUUGUGAUAGCUUUCAAGGCCUCAUGGUAAAUAUCUCAGGUGUCUCUCUCUGCGCGUGUCUAUCAUGUCUAUCAAGGGUUGGUUCAUGUCUUUCAAGGGUUGGUUCAUGUCUUUCAAGGGUUGGUUCAUGUCUAUCAAGGGUUGGUUCAUGUCUAUCAAGGGUUGGUUCAUGUCUAUCAAGGGUUGGUUCAUGUCUAUCAAGGGUUGGUUCAUGUCUAUCAAGGGUUGGUUCAUGUCUAUCAAGGGUUGGUUCAUGUCUUUCAAGGGUUGGUUCAUGUCUUUCAAGGGUUGGUUCAUGUCUAUCAAGGGUUGGUUCAUGUCUUUCAAGGGUUGGUUGAUGUCUAUCAAGGGUUGGUUCAUGUCUUUCAAGGGUUGGUUCAUGUCUUUCAAGGGUUGGUUCAUGUCUUUCAAGGGUUGGUUCAUGUCUAUCAAGGGUUGGUUCAUGUCUUUCAAGGGUUGGUUCAUGUCUAUCAAGGGUUGGUUCAUGUCUAUCAAGGGUUGGUUCAUGUCUAUCAAGGGUUGGUUCAUGUCUUUCAAGGGUUGGUUCAUGUCUAUCAAGGGUUGGUUCAUGUCUAUCAAGGGUUGGUUCAUGUCUUUCAAGGGUUGGUUGAUGUCUAUCAAGGGUUGGUUCAUGUCUUUCAAGGGUUGGUUCAUGUCUUUCAAGGGUUGGUUCAUGUCUUUCAAGGGUUGGUUCAUGUCUAUCAAGGGUUGGUUCAUGUCUUUCAAGGGUUGGUUCAUGUCUAUCAAGGGUUGGUUCAUGUCUAUCAAGGGUUGGUUCAUGUCUAUCAAGGGUUGGUUCAUGUCUAUCAAGGGUUGGUUCAUGUCUUUCAAGGGUUGGUUGAUGUCUAUCAAGGGUUGGUUCAUGUCUUUCAAGGGUUGGUUCAUGUCUUUCAAGGGUUGGUUGAUGUCUAUCAAGGGUUGGUUCAUGUCUUUUAAGGGUUGGUUUAUGUCUUUCAAGGGUUGGUUCAUGUCUUUCAAGGGUUGGUUCAUGUCUAUCAAGGGUUGGUUCAUGUCUUUCAAGGGUUGGUUCAUGUCUAUCAAGGGUUGGUUGAUGUCUUUCAAGGGUUGGUUCAUGUCUUUCAAGGGUUGGUUCAUGUCUAUCAAGGGAAAUCGAGAUGGUGGUUCUAACUCUAUAGAGCAACAUUCACUGAGUGUGUUUGUGUGUGUGUGUGUGUGUGUGUGUGUGGUGUGUUCAAUGUCUCAGGUGAACUACACUCAGCCACUGGUGGCUGUCAAGUUCCUGAACGUCUCCAUGAACACGGACAUCAACGUGGAGUGUAAAAUCAACUCCAACACUCUGACCGAAGGCAGCGAGAGAGACAAGUUCGCCGGACGAGUUUCCUUCAAACUACGGAUCAAUGACAAAUAGACACACACGCGUUCAUACACACACGCACACACACACACACACAUUAAAGCUGCACUCUUCAAUGUUUGGGUCCGUCUUCAUCCUCCUGUUAAGACCCAAAGGUGUCACGUUUUGUUUUCAUUCCAGCUUCAUGAUGCAUUCACUGACUGUCUGAAUUAUUCCUUUUCUUUAGUUACAGUCUGUCCUUGUGUGAACUGCGGUAUGUUCUUUUUCCCACUGAUGUGAUAUUCAUGUGCUACGGCCUCAGAGCAGCUUUAACUCAAACACACCGUUCAUGAAGAAAGUGACCAAUCAGCACACACACAGGCUCUGAUGUCACUGCUAGGGUGGUCUGUAGACAGAGCUCCACCUCUGUCACAUCAAUCUGCAUGAGACCAAAAUAUUGAUCGCACAGCUGAUGUGUUUACUGAUUUAUUUAUUGAUUAUGUUAUUUGCUUAUUACUUGUUUAUUUAUUUGUAAGAGUUACUGAUGAAAACGCCAGUAUGGUGACUAAGUUUAGGUCUGACUUCAGAUUGGUUUCUGCAUCGCUGUCCAGUUUAAACAUCAGGUUCAAUCUGGUUCACCAAAGAAAUCUGAACUUCAAAAACUAAAGAUUUAAACAGAAAAACACAAAACCAGUUCAGGAACUGGAUCAGGAACCUAUCCACACCAAAAUCUAAAACAAUGGCAACAGAAUCCAAGUCCAGGUAUUGUAUCUUGUACAAGUAAAGGGAUAAGACCAGAAACUAGUUGAACAGUGUGAACACAAACCACGUCAGGAACUGGAUUAUCAAUAGAUCCAGAAUUAUGAAACCAAAAACUAAAACAACAGGAGCAGGAUCCUGGUCCAGAUGUCAGAACUAAUGCUUAUUCAGGGAUAACACCAGAAACCACUUUUACAGUGGGAACACAAACCAGUUCAGGAACUGGGUUGGGAACAUAUCCCGAAAUAUGCAACCAAAAGACUUAACAGGAACAGAAUCCCAGUCCAAACACCAGAUCUUAGUCCAGUUCAACAACAACAUGGGGAACUGGUUCAACAGUGUGAACCCAAAAAGAUUCAGGAACUGGAAAUGGGAUCGAUCAGGAAUAAGAAAAAGAAACAGGAUCCCUGUCCAGAUAUCAGAUCCUAUCCUGGUUUAUGGAUCAAACCAGGAACCAAACUAGGAACCAGUUUGUUAGUGUAAACAGAAACCAGUUAAGUAACUGGGAACAUAUCAGGAUCAGCACUGGUUCAUCGAACAGAACAUCAUGAACCAGAUGAGAAUUCGGGUCGUUGAAACUUAAACCCAUCAGGUGCCAGGGUUAGUUACCACGGCAACAGCACCAGUGUGACGUCACAGCUUUUCUUAUUUGUCUGUUUUGUUUGUUGUUGCUGAUUGGCUCGUUAGAAACACUGAUAGAUAAUUAGAUACUUAAUUAGAGAACCUUUAAAUGAGUUAGUGAUUUUAGUUCUUAAGUUUGAGUUGGAUAAAGAGUUAGGGAGUCUGUAGUCUGUUUGUUUUCCUUCACUGUUGAUUUGUUUACGUGUUUGUUUUGUUUACAACUUUUAUUGUGGGGCUCAGCAUGACAGUUGUUACCGAGGCAACCAAGCCAUCUGACACACAGAUACACACCGAACACUCACACACACACCUCACCUGUCAAUAACUCUCUCGUGCCACGUGGAAACGCCCCCUCCUCACCUGUACUGCUCUCCACCAAUUGUCUUCCUUCAAAGAGUGACCGGCCAAUCAGGUGGUCCCGCUGUAUGAUGUCAUAAGAUACUUGUUUGUGAUUGGUUGAUUUCCCCUGCCUGAAAAUAUCCCUGUGUUUAAAAAACAAUAAACAACAAAGGUUAAAAAAAAAGAAACAAACAGACUG